Molecule: messenger RNA, 2492 nt
Organism: Drosophila mojavensis
Lineage: Eukaryota; Metazoa; Arthropoda; Insecta; Diptera; Drosophilidae
Gene: TRAM
Product: translocating chain-associated membrane protein 1
Exons: 2
Coding region: 856-1971 (371 amino acids)
Biological process (GO): protein insertion into ER membrane; SRP-dependent cotranslational protein targeting to membrane, translocation
Cellular component (GO): endoplasmic reticulum membrane
Source: RefSeq, a predicted model, not a curated record
CAACAAAUUCCACGUCAUAGUCGGCUCGUACACGAAGUAGACGAACAUCAAAACGGACAUCGUGGCCAAACAUCGUGACACUAACGAUUGGGCGCCUCAACAUAAUAUUGUGGCGCUCUGGGCGUGUGGAAGCGAGAGCGCUUAACUGUAACCGGCAAGACGAAGGCACAGUGCAGUGUGUGCGGAAGCGAGCAGGCAAUAAACAACAACGUGAACAAGUGGUAGUGAACCAGCAGUGGCAACAGCAACAAAAACCAACAACAACACGACCAUAUACUAUUGCCCGUUGGAGCCGAGAGUCGUUUGCGUGGCAGUUUUUUGUUGUUGUUGUUGUUGCUGUUGUUAGUGUCAGUGUUAGUGUUGUAGCUGUUGUCGCUACCGCUGGCAGUGUUUUGUUGUACUGCUACGGCUCUGGUGUAUGUCUGCGCGCUGUUGUUGUUGCUCGGCUCUGUUUUGCCAGUAGGCCGCCUUGGCAUUCACAUAGUGAUUGCGGUGAAACGUAGCAACACAUUCAUUCAGUCAGUCAGUUAGUCAGUCAGUCACUCACUCACAGGUGAGGCAGCAGCGAAACUAAAAGCCAGAGAUAGGCAGGCAGUAGAGGCGGCUGGUCCAGAGGCACACUGGAUACAAAAAAAAAAAAAAAUACAAAAAAAAUCGAAUACAAAAAAUACCGUUUGAAAAGAAUAACAAAUAUAAUAACAAGUGGAAGCAAAACUAAUAUACACAACUGAAAUACGUCUACGUCAGCAAACUGUAACACAAAUUCCAAUCCUGUAAGCAACAACAACACUGAACUCGCUUGUCUAGUGAAAAGUAAAAAAGCAACACGCCUGAGACGAAGUAACAACAUUAAUUAUGGCCAUCAAACCAGGAUUGGGACGCAAGACGAGCAACAAGAAUCCACCGAUACUCAGCCAUGAGUUCGUCAUACAAAACCACGCGGACAUCAUCUCCUGUGUGGCAAUGGUGUUUGUGGUUGGGCUAAUGAACGAGUCGACGGCAUCGUUUGCCAGUGCUUUCAUCUCGCUGCAUCACAACGUGAGCGGCGAGGAGGCAAGCAGGGAGCAGCCGUAUGGCAAGCCGUAUACAUAUGUGGCCGGCAUCAAAGACUAUUGUGCUAUAUUCUUCUACACGCUCACUUGCAUCAUCAUGCACGCCAUCAUCCAGGAGUUUGUGCUGGACAAGAUUAGCAAGAAGCUGCAUCUGUCCAAAUUCAAGCUGGCUCGCUUCAACGAAUCCGGCCAACUGGUCGCAUUCUAUCUGCUCUCAUUCAUUUGGGGCACGCACGUGGCGCUGCGCGAAGGCUACCUCGGUCAGGUGGCUCUGCUCUGGGAGGGCUAUCCAGCGCAUCCGAUGAGCUUUCUGCACAAGUUCUACUUCAUCAUCCAGCUGUCGUACUAUCUGCAUAUGCUGCCCGAGCUCUACUUCCAGAAGGUGCGCUCCAAGGAGGAGCAACAGCCCAAGAUCAUACAUUCCAUUAGCGGCUUCACGCUCAUCGUGCUGGCCUACACGCUCAGCUUCCAGCGCUUGGCUCUCGUUCUGCUCACCCUUCACUACUUCAGCGAGCUGCUCGCCCACAUCUUCCAGCUGAUCGGUGUCUUUGAUCGCGACGAGCGUCUGGCCCGUGUGGGCAUCGUGAACAACGUGUGCUUCGUCCUGGUGCGUUUUGCCACCUCCGUGAUUGGUGUGCUCACACUCUACUAUGGCAUUUGCGUGUCCGGCGGCAGCUAUAAUCUGCGUGCGGUCAUUGCGCUGAUCGGCCUGAUCGCCGUGCAGGGCUAUCUGGUGUUCUCCUUCAUCACCGAACAGCUGCGCGCCAAGCGGGAGGCGAAGCGUGAGGCCAAGCUGCUGGCGGCACAGACCAAGAAGGCGAAGGCGCCCAACAAGGACAAAUCGAAGCGCAAGAAGGAGAGCGAUCUGCCCGAGGCGGAUCAGGUGUCCUCCAGUCCGGCCAAGCAGAAGCUCAAAUGAAGCAGCUCAGCUGCAACUGCAGCAAGAGCCACAGCCACAAUCAAAUGCAACAAAAUCUUCCGUGCACUUCCAGACGCUCAAGCAACAAACAAACACACAAACAAGCGAAAUUACAAGCAAACAACAAAUACAACAACAACUACAGCUGCAACUACAACUGCAACACGAACAGAACGGAACAGACUCUAUUAGUGAACUCAAUCACUUGAUACACUAAGCAACACAACACAUGAAACAUUUAUCUACUGUCGCAUUUACAAAUUUUUUCUCAGAGCGCAAAAUUUUUUGUAAGCCCAAACGUUUUGUUUCAUUAUAUAAGUUUUUUUUUUUUUUUAUUACUAUAAUUACAAAAUAAUUUUAAAUUCAAAUAAACAAAUUUUUUUAUUUUUAUACAAGAAUGCUAAAAAAAAAAAAAAAAAAAAAAACAAAUUUAAAUCAAAAUUUUAUGAAUCAAAACUGUGUUUUUUCGUCUCUCUAAAUUUAUGUAUAUGUAUAUAUAUAUAUGUGUGUGUGUGUUGUAU